This is a messenger RNA of Ogataea philodendri, 1389 nucleotides long. RefSeq lists its product as uncharacterized. The transcript has a single exon. The record is from RefSeq and is a predicted model, not a curated record. Gene Ontology annotation, biological process: transmembrane transport. Lineage: Eukaryota; Fungi; Ascomycota; Pichiomycetes; Pichiales; Pichiaceae. Bases 1 to 1389 code for a protein of 462 amino acids. Gene Ontology annotation, cellular component: endoplasmic reticulum; membrane.
AUGCUUUCUGAAUCAUUUGUCACACUCUUGACCAGUGACGGGCUUUCGUAUCAGCAAAUCACGUUUCUCACGUUCCAGGCUGUUGUUGAGGUUGUUCUUAUCUGUUUAUCGGGUUUUUGGGCCGCCAGAACGGGUCUUUUAAAUAAUGAAGCAACCAAAGUCAUUUCGAGGCUCAAUGUUGACCUUUUCACGCCAGCCCUUAUCUUUACCAAACUCGCAUCUUCCUUGUCGCUGAAGAAGCUUCUCGAGGUUAUCAUCAUCCCGAUCCUCUAUGCCAUCACAACCGGUGUUUCAUACGUCGCCUCCUUGUGGACUUCUAGCGUAUUGGGCUUAUCAGAGCCCGAAUCCAAUUUCGUGACAGCCAUGGCUGUUUUUGGCAACUCAAACUCUUUGCCCGUCUCUCUCACGCUAGCGCUUGCUUACACUCUUCCGGGACUCGAAUGGGACGAUGUCGAGGACGACUCUCCGGACCAGAUCGCGUCCAGGGGACUUAUUUAUCUGCUUAUAUUCCAGCAACUGGGCCAAAUGCUCAGAUGGUCCUGGGGAUACAACAGCUUACUGAAAAAACAGCAACCACUUUUGCUCCCCAUCGAAAGCCCCGAUUCGGAUCCUGAACGUCAAGCUUUAACACCAGAUAGACCUUCGAGUUACGGCUCUGUGGUGGACCAACCCCAGGAGGAAGAAAGAUUGCUUUCUCCCCCGCCCAACGCUGACGGCAGAUGGAGCGAAGGAUCUUCGAUUUCUUCGCACGAAACAAUAUCCAAAGGCGGUGGAGUCGAAGAGGAAACUGAGAACCAAGACACGUCUGUGGAAACUGUUCCCAGACCGAUUGUGGUGCGAGUCUUUUUGAAAUUCUUGUCCGCCAUGAAUCCUCCUCUUUGGGCCAUGCUUAUCUCCGUGAUCGUGGCUAGUAUACCGCAAAUCAGAUACGAGUUUUACGAGCGGAACGGUUUCAUCCAAAACACAGUGGCCAAUGCCAUCAAACAGCUGGGAUCGGUGUCUAUUCCACUGAUCUUGGUGGUUUUGGGAGCCAACCUGGCCCCAUCGUCAGAAAUCCCACCAGCAUGUCCCAACUACUCAAAAAUGAUCUUUGGAUCUCUUAUUUCCCGGAUGGUGCUACCGUCUAUUGUUCUGCUGCCGGUGAUCACGUUUGCAGUCAAGUACAUCAGUUUGAGCAUUUUAGACGACCCAAUUUUCCUGGUGACAUCAUUUUUACUGAUUACGUCUCCGCCAGCUAUCCAGCUUUCGCAGAUCUGCCAGCUGAACGAGAUUUACCAGAAAGAGAUGGCCGGCGUCUUGUUUUACGGAUACGUUAUCCUGACGCUUCCCGUUACUAUCGUGAUUGUUGUUUCUGCUUUAGAGUGUUUGAAAUGGGCCAAGCCGUUGUAG